AGUCGAGAGUUAAACUGGUAAUCACCGGAGGUAUUUCGAAAGACUGUAAACAUUGGAAGCAAGACAGAAAUUGCGCAGUUUGAAGUGAGUCGGUCAGAAGCAUAUCGUUGGAGGCAGAAACGAUUGUAAAAGUCGUUUGUGAUGGCCAAAGAGGGCGCUGCAAUUAACGAGCAGACGACAAACGGAAGUGAACAAGUUUUCAGCAAGGGUGUACAUAUUGAAGACAAUGACCUCAAACCGGAAGUUAGCUUCGACACUGUUUCCGGGUAUGAUCAUACUCGCACGGACGAAUCCCUACUCCCCCCUCCCCUAACGGAAUUUACCGCUCCUAAGGACGACGUGAAACCAACAUUUACAUUAACGAGCGCACCUGUGAUAUCAGAAGACACAGCCAGACAAGCCCUGGUAGAGUUUGUCUCUAAACAACGUUGUUGGGGCACAGGAACAGCCAAAAAUCUCACAUUUGAGAAACUGCAACCAUCACAUUCCUAUCAUUAUUUUUUAGAAACCUUCACAGAGGAGAGAACAUCUAAAUGGGAUCAUGAACCAUUUCGUGGCCAGUUUGUUGACGGAUCCCAGAAUGGACCUGCUCCUGGUCCCUGGGAAAUUCCUGCAAUGUUUACGGAGAUUUUCAAGAACGAAAUCCAGAAUCAUGAAGUACCACACACCGCCUUUGUUAAGCCUUGCUUUAGAUGUAAAACAAAAGGGAAAAUAGAUUGUUAUCGAUGUAAUGGCAGUGGAAGGGUAAAUUGUAGCAGUUGUAAUGGGAGUGGUUCAAGAACCGUGACUCGCAAUGGUGAAAGCUGCAGAGAGAGCUGUCACUGUUCUGGGGGAAAAGUCUCAUGUUUAUAUUGUCGUGGAAAUGGCAAAGUGCGCUGUCCAGCUUGUAAGGGUGAAUGCAAACUAAAGUGGUUUAUCAAACUCAUCGUUAGCUGGGUAAAUAAUGUAUCGGAGCAUGUUAUAGAAAGGGGUGUUAUACCAGCAUAUAUGAUCUCACAGUCCACUGGAACACUUGGAUUUAAUGAGGUGUUGCCCCGGGUACAACCGGUAGCUAAUUUUCCGGUAGCGGAAGUAAACGAAGUGUCCCACAAUUUUGUGGACAGUCACCAGUUCCCAAUGAAGAGGAUUCACAUGCAGCACCACAUGGUUCGUAUGGUGCCAGUGACACAGUGUGUCUGCAGGCGCCGAGGGAAGGAGUUUACCUUCUUUGUUUACGGACUGGAGAACAAGGUGUACGCACCUGAUUAUCCCGACCAGUGUUGCUGGGGAUGCACUAUUCAAUAAUUAUAUGUAAUGACUUGGAAUUUAUGAUAAGUUUGACUUUGUUGCAAUUUGUAAAACUACGUUGAAUAUGUUUUGUCUGUUGUCGUUUAUGAUUGCUUUAUGAUGUAUAAUUUCCAUCUCUAACGAAAAAAAUGUUAGACGUAGUUAUUUGAAUUAUUUGUAUUUCUCAUGGAAAAUUUUAUAAUUUUUUUCCUCUUUACAUGUUAGAAAAAUUAUUUAAAAACUUCUUUUUCAAAACUUUAAUAUUGUAUUUUCUGAUAUUACAACAAACAUCCCGACAUAUUGAAUUUUUUUUUAUUGUUUACUGUGUCUACUGUAUCUUAUAUGCAGUCAACUAAUCAUUAAACUGUUCUUAAUCUGUAGUUAUAUAGGUUAACUUUUAUAAUUACUUUCGAAUCCACUUACAAAAUUUUGAAAACACUAGCAGACCAAUGGUAAUUGUAUUACUAUUUUUCCCUUUUUCCUAUAUAUAUUUGUGUAUGUAUAUAAAUUUUAAAACAUAUUUUGAUUUAUAUAUGUGUAUAAUAUUGAUACAAACAUUAUAUCAAUGACCGAAUGUUAUUCCCCCGUUUAUAUUUUACAUUACUAUUAUGAUAUAUACAUGUAUGCAUAGAUACCAUGUGAUAGUUCAUAUUUACAUCUAUUUAUGCUUUAAAAAAAUACAAUUAUAAAUACCAAAGAAAACAUAUAUUUUUACA
Molecule: messenger RNA, 1982 nt
Organism: Magallana angulata
Lineage: Eukaryota; Metazoa; Mollusca; Bivalvia; Ostreida; Ostreidae
Product: protein SSUH2 homolog
Exons: 14
Coding region: 142-1284 (380 amino acids)
Source: RefSeq, a predicted model, not a curated record